Messenger RNA from Lachancea fermentati, 1203 nucleotides. Lineage: Eukaryota; Fungi; Ascomycota; Saccharomycetes; Saccharomycetales; Saccharomycetaceae. The record is from the annotation of a GenBank genome assembly.
AUGUUGAGAAGAAUUGGAUUAUCGCGAAUCAUACAACGCCAAUUCACAGCUACGGCAUCACCUGCCGCAGACUAUUCACACGCCGUUGUUGGAGGUGGAGCAGUGGGCCUGGCAAUUGCAUCUGAGCUUACUAAAGUAGAAGGUAAUAGAGUGCUAUUGAUUGAAAAAAAUUCAGAUAUAGGUAUGGAAACAUCGAGCAGAAAUAGUGAAGUUAUCCACGCCGGUCUGUAUUAUCCAAUUGAUUCUUUGAAAACAAAACUAUGUAUCGAGGGUAAUAGAAUAAUUUACAAUGAAUUGAAUCCCAGAAAGACAGGUGUUGACUGGUCUAAGUGUGGCAAAUGGAUAGUUGCCCAAACUGACGCCGAUGAUGCCUAUCUAGAAAAUCUCUUCCUCAAGGCAAAAUAUGACCUUGAUCUGCCAGUUGAGAUGAUACCAUCUCAUAAAACGCAAUGGAUAGAGCCUGCAGUCAGGGUGGAAAGAAGUGCAUUGAGUUCACCAACUACAGGAAUUAUCGACUCUCACUCUCUUAUGACCUAUUUAACUACCAUUUUGGAGGAGAACAAUGGAGAUUUGGCUGUUGGAACACAAGUUAUUGGUAUGGAAUAUGUACCCAAAAUUGGUUAUAAAUUGAUGUGUCAGGAGACAGUUAACGACUCAGAUGAAAAAGUGGAGAUUAGCGUUGAUAACGUGAUUAAUGCAGCAGGGCUCUACGCUGACAAAAUUGCAAACAUGCUCCUACCCCCAGAACGUCACGUAAAACAAUACUACGGAAAGGGUAACUACUUCAAAUUAAAAAGUUCAUCUUUUCCUCCUGUUCGUCGACUAAUAUAUCCAGUGCCACCAAGGAAUGGAAAAUCUUUAGGCACUCAUCUGACAAUUGAUUUGAAUAAUCAAAUUAGAUUUGGACCUGACAUGGAGUAUGUCGAAAGUCCAACGGACUAUACAGUAAACUGUGCCAACAUAAAGCCAGCAUAUGAGGCAAUCUCCAGAUAUUAUCCGCACAUCCAACCUGACGAUUUGGAACCCUCUUAUAGCGGGAUUAGACCCAAGCUAGCAGCACCUGGUGAUAAAUGCUUCAAAGACUUCUAUAUCAAGGAAGAAGAAGGAUUUCCUGGUUUUGUGAAUUUACUUGGUAUUGAAAGUCCUGGUUUGACAUCGUGUAUUGCAAUUGGCAGAUACGUAAGAGAUUUGUACCACGGCUGA